CUGAGAUCUCGCUCAGCCAAUCGGACUGCAGAGUUAUUGUGUGUUCAAGUAAUUAUCCCCAUUACCAAAAUUCUUUGAAAACAAGACGUGGAAAUGCGGAGAAUUUACUGAUUCAAUGGAAAAAAUAAUGAACAGUCAAACCUCGAAAAGGCUAUACACAGAGUUGCCUGUGUGGAUUGUUGAAGACCACCACGAUGUUGUGCGUCACAUAUACCGUGCAAUAGCUUCAAGGCAUAUCCCAAUGAAGAAUAUUAAAAUGGUCCAUUUGGAUUCUCACCCUGAUCUCCUCAUACCCGUUAACAUGCCCGCGGACACUGUGUAUGAUAAAGAAGCUCUUUUCAGUGAGCUGAGCAUUGAGAAUUGGGUCAUGCCCAUGGUUUACGCUGGACACGUGUCCCACGUGAUGUGGCUUCACCCCUAUUGGGCCCAGCAGAUUAAAGAGGGGGAACACAGAAUGUGUGUGGGCAGAGACUCCUCCACAACCACAAUCAGGGUUACAAGCACAGAUGACUACUUCCUUAGUGAUGGUCUCUACGUUCCUCAGGACCAGCUGGAAAACCCCAAACCCCUGCAGCUGUGCGUCGUGCAGGUGAACCCGGUGGAGCGUGAGUGCAUGCAGGGAGAAGAGACAGCUGUGCCAGCCGUAAAAAGGCCACGGGCGCAGGGCACAGUGGCUGAGGAAGCUGCAGCCUCUGGGAAUGAGGCAUCAGCCUGCAGUGACAGACUCCAGCCACCAGGUGGGAGCAGAACCUCAAGCAGCGCUGAUAGAAGUUUGGCGACUCCAAGGACCCAUAGUCCUCAGUGUGGGAAGGAUGAGGCUGGAUCAACAGCUAAAGCUGUGGCCAGCCUCCAUUCAGCGAUAGAGGAAGAUGAUUCAUUCAUCCUGGACAUCGACCUGGACUUCUUCUCUUGUAAAAAUCCAUUUAAAGAGAUGUAUACACAGGAAGAGUACACCAUUCUGCAGGGCCUGUACAGUUUCCAGAAGCCCAGUGAAAACGCAGAUGAGGACGAGCUGGUGGACUGUGUGGAGAGGCGUGUUCGACAGCUGGAGGAUCUGGAAACCGCUUUUGCCGACUUGGUUGAAGACGACGGUGAAGAAACACUCCGACGAUGGGCAGACAACCCAGGGAUGAAGUCCAUCGCCAGGCUGGUGCAAAGCCUGCGGAAUCGAAUGGAGUCACCCGACUAUGAAAUGAUAAUCAUAUGCUGCUUAAACAGCUGUUUAAGAUGCUGUUUUUCUGUCAGCCCCCCCAUGGUGCACCAGGCAGGCCUCACCUGCGAUUACUCCGAACUGCCCCACCAUGUCAGCUCUGAGGAGGAGAUCCAGAGACUGGUCCAGGCUGUCGGACUCAUCCUGAGGGCCCUGCCCAAACCCACGCUGGUCACCAUGUCCAGAUCCAGUUUGGAUGAGUACUGCCCUGCCGAUCAAGUGGACUCUAUUCAAGAGCGGGUCCUGGGCGUCCUGGAGUCCCUGUACGGCUCGCUAGCCGUUCACAGAGAGUAUGCAACCACGGCGGGCUCCCCGGCCACUUCCUGAGGAGAAGCAGUUGGCUUCCAGUGGAAAACGUGGCCCAUGUUAAACUAUGAGACACACUUUAAAUGGAAAUAUAUUAGGCCCGUAUUUCAGCCUUUUGGGCACAGAGAGGCGCAGCAAAAUUUGGUUGUCAGUAAAAUAGUUCUGUGUGAAUCUUCCCCAAAUGUACAAAAUGCAAAAAUGAAGGCUUUUACCACGGUCUGUGAUGAAAUCGAAUCCGUGCCAGUGCCAGCCAUGGCUGGCAGUCCCACAGGAGUGGUGCUCAAUUGGCUACAUGUGGACCUGGGGUAUGGGAGGGAUGUGGUUUGCUGGGAUAGCAGUGUCCUUUGCUCGAGUUCGACUCCUGAGUUUGUGAUUCGUCUUCACUCUCCCAAGCCAACAGCAGGGGCCUUAUGAGCACCCAAAGUCAGGUGGGAUUGGAGGUGCCAAUUUCUUUUUAUAUAAAAAAAAUUGGUAGACUUGCAUUUGGUGUAAAUGUCAGAAUAUGCCGUGCCCAAUAAAAUACAUGUCAAUUAAGAGCUUUCACAUUUGACAUAUUUUGUACAUUUGCACAAUAUGUUGUGAAAACCAUGAUGUAACAUGGCCUGAGUAAGCUCUAUACAAUGUUUGUGAAUGUAACUGCGAUGAAUCCAUGUUGACACGUGCUGAAAAUAUAUUCCAGUAUAAUUUA
Molecule: messenger RNA, 2204 nt
Organism: Conger conger (European conger)
Lineage: Eukaryota; Metazoa; Chordata; Actinopteri; Anguilliformes; Congridae
Gene: c9h5orf22
Product: chromosome 9 C5orf22 homolog
Exons: 10
Coding region: 116-1537 (473 amino acids)
Source: RefSeq, a predicted model, not a curated record